AUGUCUAAUCAACAAUUCCAUACUCAUUUAAAUGAUGAAAAUACUCCAUUAUUACAUCAAGUGCCCCAGGAGCCAUUAAAUGAAGAUGAAGUUCAGGAAUUUUUACAAUCAUAUAAUGAGUCAGAAUCAUCACAACCAAUAAGAUCAAAAAGAAAAUGUAGUAGAGGGGUCAUAGCUGGUUCUAUAUUCAUCAUUGUUAUUCUACUUUUAGUCUUUUCAUAUUUUUUAUUUGAUCAUUUACAACAAUGUAUUUCAGGUUCAGUUGAAUUAGAAUUAACUCAAGUUUCAUUCCAAAAUACUACUCCCCAAGGUGUAAACUUAAUAAUGGAAUCAGAUGUGAAUAUAAAUUAUAAACUAAAGAAUGCGGUGCAAAAGUUUGUCAUCACUAGUUUUACUUCAUUAAUUGGAACCAUCACCAUACAAAGUUUAAAACCAAUUGAAAUAUACAGCAAAUUUAUUGAUUUAAAUACUGAUUUCAUAUACUUGGGUAAUUUAUUACCUCCUCCAAUGAACAUCACAGUUGUAAAUGGAACAGAUAAUCAAUUAAAUUUUAUCAGUGAAUGCAAUUUUAAAGAGUCUCAAAUUAUGCAAUUUUUAAAAUAUUAUUAUAAAAUAGAAACACCAGAGAUAAAUUUAAAACUCAAAGGAAUUGGGAAAGAAAUCAAUGUUAAAUAUGGAUUUAUAAACUUCCUGUUUAAAGAUAUUGUAUUUGCUCAAGAUGUGGUUAUCAACAAAAAAUAUAUUCAACCCAAUAUGAAUAUUGAAACGUUCAAAGUUAAUUCAACUUCAGAGAUGAUUAAUGUUGAUACUCAUCUAAGUAUAGAAACUGAUUUAGUUGAAUUACCAGAACUCAAUUUAGAAAAACUAUCGUGGAAUUUGAUGUUUGAAGAUUGUACCAAAAAACUAAUUAAAGUUGGAAAAUGGUUUACAUUGCCUUUAAAUAUAACGAAAGGUGAUAAAUCAGUUAGUGUAUUCGUUAAAGGAUCAAUUGAAUCUGUACCUGAUUGUUUAAUGGAAGAUUGUGGUAGUGAUAUAAGUCCAAUAAAUCAUAUAAUACAGCAAUAUUUACAUAAUCAACCUGUUUGUUUCUAUCUACAAUUAAAUGAAACUAAAUCAAAUUUACCUAGUUGGUUAAUAAGAUUGUUACAAGAAGAGGCAAUUAGAUUGUAUGUUAAGUUACCAAAAAUCGACCUACCAAUCGUUCCACGUAAUCAUUUUUGCAUAAACUCAUCAAAUUUAUAUAUUGAUGAAAAGAAUAUUAAUCUUGAUUCAAAUUUCACAAUUUUUAAUAAUAACUCAUUGGUUGAGUUUGAUAAUUUGAAAUUUAGAAGCAGUUUUGAUGUUAUAAAUGGUAGUGAUGUUAUAUUAAAAGGUGAAACGGAUCAAAUUUUGAUUGAAUAUAAUAAAAAUUUAAUUGAAUCAUUUUUGAAUAAUCUACAAUUGGAUUUAAUAGAUCCAAAAACAGUUGGUCAAUUACUAAACAAAAUUUUAAAUAAUAAAACAACACAUGAAAUUUACUCAAACGUUACCAUGCAUGACAUAGAAAUGAAAACACCAUUAUUUAUGAAAAUAAAAUUAAAAGAACUAAAACUACCUAGUUUAUCAGUACCUUGUAAUAUACCAAUCAUAGAUUAUCAACUACUAGAUCAAUUAAAUGUCACCAUAGAUAGUAUAUUCCUUAUUGAGUCAACAAACACUCAAGUCAAAUUUUUAAUUGAUUUAUCAUUAAUUAAUCCAACGAGUUUCUCAAUUGACAUGUUGCAUGAAAUUACUAAAUUUGGAAUCUACAGAAAGGGGCUUAAUUUAGGAAAUAUAAUAUUCAACAAUGUAUACAUACCAAAUCAAGAUGAAUUUUAUUUAUCGUGUGAAUUUCACAUUAAUUUAGAAACAUAUGAGGAAAGAGUAGGAUUAGAAAAUUUCAUAAGUUCAUAUAUAUCAAAUGGUGCAAAGAAUUUAUCCAUUGACGUUUACAAUAAUGAAUUACUCACCAAUCCAAACUUAAAUAAAUUGAUUGAAGAAGUAUCUAUUAAAGAUUUACAACUACCAAACUUAAAAUUCCAAAUUAAUGAUUUAGAUGAAUAUAAUCCUUUCAUUGUUGAAGUAAUCAUACAUGUAUUUACAUCGGAAAUUGAAAUUAAAGUAUUCAAUCCAAUUAAUAAUUCAGAAAUUAUAAUUGAAAUAUUUUCAGCACAAGCUAAACAUGAAGAUAUAAUUUUGGGUUAUUUAUCACAUCGUGAAAUCUUAAUCAUACCACCAGGAAUAUCACAAACUCAAAGAUUACCAUUAAAAAUAAAUUCAAAUGAUUCAAUGGAUAUAUUGAAAAGAUAUUUAAAUAAUGAAUUAGAUAUCACAAUAAUGGCAAUAAUGAAUUUGCAACUAGAUAAAUUUGAUGUUAGUUUAUUAUAUAAUGGUAAACAAUUAAAGUGUAAAAUAAGAUUUUAA
Molecule: messenger RNA, 2442 nt
Organism: Insectozyma verbasci
Lineage: Eukaryota; Fungi; Ascomycota; Pichiomycetes; Serinales; Debaryomycetaceae
Source: the annotation of a GenBank genome assembly